AUGAUCAACGAAUAGAAAUAGAUUUGCUAAGAACACAAUUAAGAGGCUACUUUAAUAUGUUGUGUAUCUUAAUGGCAUUGUGAGGUUUUAUGUGUUGAAUGUAUACCAAAUCACACUAUGUAACACAAUAAAAAUAAAACUUAAUCAUAAAUAAAAAAGUAUUAAGAUGUAGCAUAAGAAUGUGAAUCAAAAUUCAAUUAAUUUAAUAAAGAAUUAGAAAGUUUUAAAGAAUAAAUUAUAAAAGUUUUUAUUCUGUACUAAUUAAUUAGGAAAUUAAUAAUCCAUGUGAAGAUGACAAUUUAAGAAAUCUUAAGCUUUGGAAAGAAUAAUAUCUGUAAUUUUUUGAAAUAUAUUUUAACAAUCUAAUUUCAGAAUAUGAUUAGAAAUUGUAAAAAUUUAAGCAGAAUUAAACUGAUUAAUUUAAAAUAGUAAUUCAAAACAUAGAUAGGUUGUCAAAUUAAUAUUAAAAUCUGAAGAAUGAAUUAAAUAUCUAUACCCUAUCAAAAUAAAAAGAAUUAGAUUAAUUGAAAGAUAGUUUUCAUUAAAUAUAAUAACUGAAAAUAUCUUAAAAUUAUUCUUUAAAUCUCUUUGAAUAAUAGUAAAUAAAAAACAAGUUAAAUGAUAUAAUUUUAAUUGAAGAGAAUGAUUAAAAAGAUUAAAUAAAAUAAAAAUAAGUAAAGAAAGAAUUGGUUCCAUAAAAAAGUACAGUUUGCCCAUAAUGUGGCACUUAAAUGAGUUAUGUAAGUGAUUUUAAGAAACAUUUGGAAUGUCCUAAAUGUACAAAAAUCAAGAGGCCAAACACUUUAAAAAAAUGAGGAUAUUAAUAUCAUAGUAUUGUGUAAUUAAUAUAUGUAUAAAAAACUAUUAAUG
Molecule: messenger RNA, 870 nt
Organism: Paramecium sonneborni
Lineage: Eukaryota; Ciliophora; Oligohymenophorea; Peniculida; Parameciidae
Source: the annotation of a GenBank genome assembly